Molecule: messenger RNA, 1929 nt
Organism: Ilyonectria robusta
Lineage: Eukaryota; Fungi; Ascomycota; Sordariomycetes; Hypocreales; Nectriaceae
Product: fungal-specific transcription factor domain-containing protein
Exons: 6
Coding region: 222-1733 (503 amino acids)
Biological process (GO): positive regulation of transcription by RNA polymerase II
Cellular component (GO): nucleus
Molecular function (GO): DNA-binding transcription factor activity, RNA polymerase II-specific; transcription cis-regulatory region binding; zinc ion binding
Source: RefSeq, a predicted model, not a curated record
AUUUGGAUAAUCUCAUUGGGUGCUGCCGCAUCCAUGUUCACUUCAGCUAACCAAUAUUCGGUUAACACAUGUCAACGUUAUCGACUUAGCCUUGUGGCUGACAAUUAAUCAGCAGGAACUUCAAUAGUAACAACUACACAUCACUUUUUACAACACACACAAUUUGAGAGACCCUUCGCUGAUCCCGCACGGGGCAGUGCUGCAUCUCCCCGCAGGGCCUAAUGCAGUCAAAAGCUCCUACUCGCAAAGCGGCCUUUGCAGGCCAAGGACUGAAACGAUGUUGGAAUUGUCGCUCGCAGAAGAUUGCGUGCGAUAAAGCCUUGCCGUCCUGUCGCAACUGUACAGAGAAAGGCCGGACGUGUUUGGGGUACGGAUUAAAGCUAUCAUGGCCGCGAGAUGACGACAGACGCCGAUUUGUUCGUAAAAAGGAGCACUAUUUGAUGGCCGUACAGUCCAAGGGCCUGGAAUUCAUAAAUGUUUCCCCCGAAGAUAUCGAGGCAUCGGAGAAACAAGUGUUAGCCCCUUACAGUCAGGCAGUCUGCGAUAUGCUCUGGUUCUCUUACCAACCACGAAAAAGCAUACCUAGACUGGAUCCACUCCUCGCUAUAACCCCCCACAGUCCCGUUGCUCGGCUGAUCUCAUCGAGCCACAGUGCCGACGAUUUAUACGGCCUUCUAAUUAGACUGGCUCUAACCGAUGACCAAUCUCCUUCUUUGGCUGCAAGAUACGCCAUCAGUGCGUUGUCAUAUCAACACCUACGGAUGGAAACGGCAGCGAUUACGCACCAAGGCAUCGCAAUACGUGCGCUUCAGGCUGCCAUUGAGGAUUGUGAUCCUUCGCGAGUCAUGCAGAUGAUGGCCGCAGGCAUGUUGUUGAGCAUUUUCGAGACGUUGAACUUUACCUUGGGCUUCGAUGCAUACGGCCUCAGCUGGUCUAUCUUCUUUUGCGGAACCAAGAAAAUCGCAAGUUCCGUAACUAGAAAACACGACACGUGCUUUGGCGAUGAAGCACUGAUGAUGGACUGGAUUUUCUACCACGACGUCAUGUAUAAGUUCAGCAUCCGGCACUGGGCAUCCAAAAACACGGAUCAGGUUAGCCUAGCAGCACAGACGAAAGUGAUAUCUAAAGCGGUAUUUUCGCCUGAACGACAAGCUGUCGUGCCGACCCUGGGGUGUUCACUGGAAUUACUCGACCUCCUCUGUCAUGUCAUUGAUAGUGUACUUGAACCUCAUGACCCGAGUUACCAAUCACCGGAACAUAUGAAAAAGAUGAGAUCUCUCGAGAUCCGCCUGCAAAGCCUAGAGCAGCGGCACACCGGGAUCUCGGGAAGUGAUCUUGAAGAGGUGGCAAAUCAAACUAACAUCGCAGAUCUCUUCCGCCUGGCAGCAUUGACAUAUCUUUAUCGAUUGGCAAAGGGUGAAGCUGGACAGUCCGAGUGUGUUCUAAGGGUGCUAAACCGGGCAUUCAUAGUUCUAGGCCAGGUGACGUACUGUGAACACCCUUGGCCUCUCUUUGUAAUUGCUCUCGAAUCACGGACAGAGGAACAGCGCGCGAUCGUUCUAACGGUGCUGAAAGCGUCUCUCCAAAGGCAACCGCUAGGGUCAAUGGCCCUUACCAGCCACAUGAUUCAUGAUGCAUGGAAACAGCAGGAUCUUUGCUCAGGCGAGAUGGACCCAUCGAUUUUGUAUGGCCUCAUAAUAAGCCGAAAUCGAGUGCCACCAAAUUUGGCCUGAGAAGAAUCCCGAUAAGCCACCGUGGAGAUUAUGGUAGUUGGAAUUAGCAAAAUUAGUGAUUUUGGAAAUUUUCAUGAAGAUAGUUCAUACGAUUCACGAGCAGAACGGCAAUGAAAUCAAUCAUCGUUGCUGGCUUGAGGUGACGGGUCAGAUAAUUUUUCAAGGAAAGCGGAAUAUAUGCAGAUACGUUUAUCAA